This is a messenger RNA of Bufo bufo (common toad), 1254 nucleotides long. RefSeq names its product cell division cycle associated 8 (gene CDCA8). Gene Ontology annotation, biological process: mitotic sister chromatid segregation. Bases 155 to 988 code for a protein of 277 amino acids. The record is from RefSeq and is a predicted model, not a curated record. The transcript is spliced from 13 exons. NCBI's taxonomy places the organism in Eukaryota, Metazoa, Chordata, Amphibia, Anura, Bufonidae. Gene Ontology annotation, cellular component: spindle midzone; chromosome, centromeric region; chromosome passenger complex.
CGCGCGCUGGCGGCGGCUGGGUUUGAAUCUGUUCUGUUAGUUUCCGGCUUUGGUGAACGGCUGUGUGAGUGUGGAGCUGUGGGACGCCACUGAAAGAACCUCUACACGCAAAAAGAGUUUUUGAUCAGCGCAACGUAUCACAUUGGUUCUCACCAUGGCGCCAAAGAAAAGAACCAACCGUGGACAGAAGACUCGCACUAUGAAGAAUGAGAAGCUGGCAUCUUUUAUCAAGGACUUUGACAGUCAAGUCAAGACAAUAGUAGAAGAACUAAAAGCCAACGUUGUGAGCAAUCUGAAGGAAGUGGAUAGCCUGUACAACAUUGAAAUUAUCAAGCUCCCCGUAGCGAUCCGAGAGAUGCGCUGGAUUGACUUCUUCGCAAAAGGAGGCAGCCUAAAAGCUUUAGAGGCAGCGGCAAUGGUGAAUGCGGACAUUGAGAAAGUAACAUCAAGCGUUUCUCAGACACCUUUUAAGCCUGCCAAGAAAGCAAGGAAAGUGAAGGCCAACUCUAUUGAAGAUCUAGUGGAAAAUAUUUCAGUGACCAGUGUCCUCAGACAAAGAACAAAUAAUAAAACUUCCACAAAAAAACUUGGCACUGCAAGGAAAGCUAGAAUUUCUGCUGCAAGUACUACCGCCAAGAGAACAAGUAAAAGGACACGUGCAACGCCCUCCAACAGCAGAUUUGCAGACUCUUCAAUGGUGGGAUACACUCCUAUGAUCACACCUAAAAUUGAUACCAGGGUAUUUAAAACUCCAGCACUUAGGACACCAGCAAUGCGAGAGCCAGUCUAUACUUUCUCAGCCAACGGCAGUCCAUUAGCAGGAAUGGAUGAUUUGUUCAUUAACCUGCCAACAGACAAUGGAAAGAAUAUUCGACUGACUGCUAAUGACAUGGAUGGUAUAGACUUGCGCAAUCUUGACCGGAAAGCAUUUGAAAAUAUUAAACUUUUAUCAAGUCGCCUGGAAAAAAUCUGUAAGACACUAAAAUAACUGAAUCCCUUUUAUUUUAUUUUUGUUACAGCUUUUUUUGUAGUGUUUUGAGUACUGCUGUAAAUACUUCUAUUCCCGGUUUAUUACUGUAGAACUAUUGCAUUAAAGGGAACCUCUACUUUUGCAGAUGGAAAAAUACAUUUUGUAUUAACUGUUUUGCUUUAGGUCUUAAUACUUGUAAACCAAUAAGCCCACAUAUCACCUGGGCAACAGUUUUAUUGUAAUUCACUGGAUACCUUGUAUGAUGUAUAUAAAAUGACUGGUUU